This is a messenger RNA of Linum tenue, 1751 nucleotides long. NCBI's taxonomy places the organism in Eukaryota, Viridiplantae, Streptophyta, Magnoliopsida, Malpighiales, Linaceae. The record is from the annotation of a GenBank genome assembly.
GUAAAACACGGGAAUCGCUGAUUCAUUCCACUCACAAUGGCACCGCCAGAUUUCCGCCGUCCGUUCAAGAGAGCGGCGGUCUCCGAUCAACAGAGGCGUCGAGAGUUGACAUUACAGAGGCAAGCGCAGUCCCGCCAUGAUGCCCAGCAGCGAGUGCGUAAUUUGGCAUCCACCAUUAUCUCUCUUCAAUCUCAAGAACCCGAUGAUGCUGCUGAUGUUGUGCUCGAACCCUACCCGGAAGAAUCUGAAGCUCCGCCGAAGGAGCUCGAUAUCCGGAGGGCGUCUAGGAUGAGAGGAGAGCAAGUUCGCAAUUGGUUCGCUAGACAACUGAUGCUUCCGGAAUGGAUGAUUGACAUACCCGAUAACUUGAGUCAAGACUGGUACGUCUUCGCCAGGCCGGCUGGGAAGCGCUGUUUCGUCGUUGCCUCAAACGGGACGACGGUUAGCAGGCAACGGAAUGGGUCGAUCUUGCAUUGUUUCCCUUCUGCUCUCCCUAACGGGGCGAAGACGAGAGAACCAUCAGGGCCUGCACAUUCCUAUUCCAUUCUCGACUGCAUAUUUCACGAGGGCGAUCAAACAUACUAUGUGAUAGACAUGGUUUGCUGGGGAGGCUGCUCUUAUUACGACUGCCCGGCCGACUUCAGGUUCUACUGGCUGAAUUCCAAGCUUGAGGAGACCGGGGCAUCUGGCCCUCCUUCCUAUUACCAUAAAUACAGAUUCAGCGCAGUCACCCAUGAGAAGGGUCUGCCUGCUGCAUAUACAGAUGCAACGCCUUAUGUUAAAGACGGUUUGCUUUUCUAUAACAAGCAUGCGCAUUAUCAAAGCGGGAAUACUCCCCUAGCAUUAGUAUGGAAGGAUGCCAAAUGUAGUCAAUAUGUUCUUGACACAGACAGCACCGGGGAGGUGCCGGACCAACAACAGAAGGUGGUAUUGGAACUACAAGAGGAUGGAAAUCUGAUUACAUCAGAUGAUCCUCCCAUCAUCUUUGGCCGUCUGAAUUCCGAGUUCAUCCAACAGUUAGGCCUGCAUUCCGGGAAUUUUGUGCGCUGUGCAAUUAAUGAUGGUGGGUUAAGCUUUGUGGAAGGUAAGCUUGAGAAAGCAGAUCUAAAGUAUAUUGGGAAGUGCAGUCGAGGACGUGCUUUUGCAGAUAGUUAUUCGAAGGUUGUGUUUCAGUAUAUGGCUAGGCAUUCUCCGCUGACCUAUGAUGAUCUGCUAGUUGCUGCUAACAAACCACCUUCAGAUGUCGAGAUGGCAGGCUGAUUUUGAUGAAGCAUCCACCAGAAGCCAACCCCUUCGAUCCUUGAGUGAGCUGUAUACACCUUCUGCCAGCCUUCUUUGCUACAAAAUGCUUAUGAUUGAUUCUACUAUGGGGAGGCAUAGCAAGGGCAUAGACUUUUGCUUCCUUCCUUCCGGUUGAUUGUGGCAUGAAGCGAAGAAGUUUCCUGCAGCAUCAGCAAAUGGUUUGACCUCAAUACCGGAUGUUACCGCCGAUGGAUUUUGUAUGUAUUCGUUUAUGCAUGGAGGAUCGAUGUUGCUCUCAAACUUUUAAUAUCUAAGAUGAGUUUUGUUAAAAUUAGAACAAUCAUUCUCUUGAAUUGAUUAGAUCACCUAAGGGCCAAAACUCCAUUGCUUCUUGUUGACAUCAGUGUCGAUGAGAGUUAAUUUAUGGCAAAAAGGGGUCGGGGGUUCCAACUAUCCCAUGGCAGAGAUAGAGUUGAGGCUAACCAUGUCAACAUUGUGCUAACUCCUAA